Molecule: messenger RNA, 3516 nt
Organism: Schistocerca gregaria
Lineage: Eukaryota; Metazoa; Arthropoda; Insecta; Orthoptera; Acrididae
Exons: 2
Coding region: 1-3516 (1171 amino acids)
Source: RefSeq, a predicted model, not a curated record
AUGGGCGGGUGGGUGGAAGCAUGGGCAGGUGGAAGCAUGGGCGGGUGGAAGCAUGGGCGGGUGGAAGCAUGGGCGGGUGGAAGCAUGGGCGGGUGGAAGCAUGGGCGGGUGGAAGCAUGUUCGGGUGGAAGCAUGGGCGGGUGGAAGCAUGGGCGGGUGGAAGCAUGGGCGGGUGGAAGCAGGGGCGGGUGGAAGCAUUUGCGGGUGGAAGCAUGGGCGGGUGGAAGCAUGGGCGGGUGGAAGCAUGGGCGGGUGGAAGCAUGGGCGGGUGGAAGCAUAGGCGGGUGGAAGCAUGGGCGGGUGGAAGCAUGGGCGGGUGGAAGCAUAGGCGGGUGGAAGCAUGGGCGGGUGGAAGCAUGGGCGGGUGGAAGCAUGGGCGGGUGUGUGGAAGCAUGGGCGGGUGGGUGGAAGCAUGGGCAGGUGGAAGCAUGGGCGGGUGGAAGCAUGGGCGGGUGGAAGCAUGGGCGGGUGGAAGCAUGGGCGGGUGGAAGCAUGGGCGGGUGGAAGCAUGGGCGGGUGGAAGCAUGGGCGGGUGGGUGGAACCAUGGGCGGGUGGAAUCAUGGGCGGGUGAAAGCAUGGGCGGGUGGAAGCAUGGGGGGGUGGAAGCAUGGGCGGGUGGAAGCAUGGGCGGGUGGAAGCAUGGGCGGGUGGAAGCAUGGGCGGGUGGGAGGAAGCAUGGGCGGGUGGAAGCAUGGGCGGGUGGAAGCAUGGGCGGGUGGAAGCAUGGGCGGGUGGGUGGAAGCAUGGGCAGGUGGAAGCAUGGGCGGGUGGAAGCAUGGGCGGGUGGAAGCAUGGGCGGGUGGAAGCAUGGGCGGGUGGAAGCAUGGGCGGGUGGAAGCAUGGGCGGGUGGAAGCAUGGGCGGGUGGGUGGAAGCAUGGGCAGGUGGAAGCAUGGGCGGGUGGGUGGAAGCAUGGGCGGGUGGAAGCAUGGGCGGGUGGAAGCAUGGGCGGCUGGAAGCAUGGGCGGGUGGAAGCAUGGGCGGGUGGAUGCAUGGGCGGGUGGAAGCAUGGGUGGGUGGAAGCAUAGGCGGGUGGAAGCAUGGGCGGGUGGGUGGAAGCAUGGGCGGGUGGAAGAAUGGGUGGGUGGAAGCAUGGGCAGGUGGAAGCAUGGGAGGGUGGAAGCAUGGGCGGGUGGAAGCAUGGGCGGGUGGGUGGAAGCAUGGGCGGGUGGAAGCAUGGGCGGGUGGAAGCAUGGGCGGGUGGGUGGAAGCAUGGGCGGGUGGAAGCAUGGGCGGGUGGAAGCAUGGGCGGGUGGAAGCAUGGGCGGGUGGGUGGAAGCUUGGGCGGGUGGAAGCAUGGGUGGGUGGAAGCAUGGGCGGGUGGAAGCAUGGGCGGGUGGAAGCAUGGGCGGGUGGAAGCAUGGGCGGGUGGAAGCAUGGGCGGGUGGAAGCAUGGGAGGGUGGAAGCAUGGGCGGGUGGAAGCAUGGGCGGGUGGAAGCAUGGGCGGUUGGAAGCAUGGGCGGGUGGAAGCAUGGGCGGGUGGAAGCAUGGGCGGGCGGAAGCAUGGGCGGGUGGGUGGAACCAUGGGCGGGUGGAAUCAUGGGCGGGUGGAAGCAUGGGCGGGUGGAAGCAUGGGCGGGUGGAAGCAUGGGCGGGUGGAAGCAUGGGCGGGUGGAAGCAUGGGCAGGUGGAAGCAUGGGCGGGUGGAAGCAUGGGCGUGUGGAAGCAUGGGCGGGUGGAAGCAUGGGCGGGUGGAAGCAUGGGCGGGUGGAAGCAUGGGCGGGUGGAAGCAUGGGCGGGUGGAAGCAUGGGCGGGUGGAAGCAUGGGCGGGUGGAAGCAUGGGCGGGUGGGUGGAAGCAUGGGCGGGUGGAAGCAUGGGCGGGUGGAAGCAUGGGCGGGUGGGUGGAAGCGUGGGCGGGUGGAAGCAUGGGCGGGUGGAAGCAUGGGCGGGUGGAAGCAUGGGCGGGUGGAAGCAUGGGCGGGUGGGUGGAAGCAUGGGCAGGUGGAAGCAUGGGCGGGUGGAAGCAUGGGCGGGUGGAAGCAUGGGCGGAUGGAAGCAUGGGCGGGUGGGUGGAAGCAUGGGCAGGUGGAAGCAUGGGCGGCUGGAAGCAUGGGCGGGUGGGUGGAAGCAUGGGCAGGUGGAAGCAUGGGCGGGUGGAAGCAUGGGCAGGUGGGUGGAAGCAUGGGCAGGUUGAAGCAUGGGCGGGUGGAAGCGUGGGCGGGUGGGUGGAAGCAUGGGCGGGUGGAAGCAUGGGCGGGUGGAAGCAUGGGCGGGUGGAACCAUGGGCGGGUGGAAGCAUGGGCGGGUGGAAGCAUGGGCGGGUGGGUGGAAGCAUGGGCAGGGUGGAAGCAUGGGCGGGUGGAAGCAUGGGCGGGUGGGUGGAAGCAUGGGCAGGUGGAAGCAUGGGCGGGUGGAAGCAUGGGCGGGUGGGUGGAAGCAUGGGCAGGUGGAAGCAUGGGCGGGUGGAAGCAUGGGCGGGUGGAAGCAUGGGUGGGUGGAAGCAUGGGCGGGUGGAAGCAUAGGCGGGUGGAAGGAUGGGCGGGUGGAAGCAUGGGCGGGUGGAAGCAUGGGCGGGUGGAAGCAUGGGCGGGUGGAAGCAUGGGCAGGUGGAAGCAUGGGAGGGUGGAAGCAUGGGCGGGUGGAAGCAUGGGCGAGUGGGUGGAAGUACGGGCGGGUGGAAGCAUGGGCGGGUGGAAGCAUGGGCGGGUUGAAGCAUGGGCGGGUGGAAGCAUGGGCGGGUGGAAGCAUGGGCGGGUGGAAGCAUGGGCGGGUGGGUGGAAGCAUGGGCGGGUGGAAGCAUGGGCGGGUGGAAGCAUGGGCGGGUGGAAGCAUGGGCGGGUGGAAGCAAGGGCGGGUGGAAGCACGGGCGGGUGGAAGCAUGGGCGGGUGGAAGCAUGGGCGGGUGGAAGCAUGGGCGGGUGGAAGCAUGGGCGGGUGGAAGCAUGGGCGGGUGGAAGCAUGGGCGGGUGGAAGCAUGGGCGGGUGGAAGCAUGGGCGGGUGGAAGCAUGGGCGGGUGGGUGGAAGCAUGGGCGGGUGGAAGCAUGGGCGGGUGGAAGCAUGGGCGGGUGGAAGCAUGGGCGGGUGGAAGCAUGGGCGGGUGGAAGCAUGGGCGGGUGGAAGCAUGGGCGGGUGGAAGCAUAGGCGGGUGGAAGCAUGGGCGGGUGGAAGCAUGGGCAGGUGGGUGGAAGCAUGGGUGGGUGGAAGCAUGGGCGGGUGGAAGCAUGGGCGGGUGGAAGCAUGGGCGGGUGGGUGGAAGCAUGGGCGGGUGGAAGCAUGGGCGGGUGGAAGCAUGGGCGGGUGGAAGCAUGGGCGGGUGGAAGCAUGGGCGGGUGGGUGGAAGCAUGGGCAGGUGGAAGCAUGGGCGGGUGGAAGCAUGGGCGGGUGGAAGCAUGGGCGCGUGGAAGCAUGGGCGGGUGGAAGCAUGGCAAAUAACUUUGGACGUGUACGACGCCACCGUAAAUGCAGUUAACAGCGGUGGGAGGGGCAGGACGGCCCUAUCUGCCAUCGGCGGCUGCCUCUUCGCCUGCCGCGCCGCGCCGCGCCGCGCCGGCCAAUCAGCUGCCGGCGUGUGA